AUGUCCAAUGAAACGGCUCGAAAAUGUGACUCACUUGCAUAUGAAGCAGAACAAAUCAGGAAAUUCGUGCGUCUGUUCUCAAAAGAAUGUUACUCAACAACACCACCCCGCUCGGCACACCCAACCUUCGCCAUGGCAUACAAGCUGCACAUUCCGGACUGCAUUCUCGAGCCUAAUCAUCCUUUCCACUUCCCUUCACACAACAAACCUUUACGGAUUCGCAUCCAAGGUCCACUGAUCUCCAUCCAAAGGUUGAUUCCGAAAGCACAAUGGCACCAGGAUUUCUUGACUAGACCGACCCCUCAAGUUCCGGCGCCAGAUUUUGCACGCCUCACAUAUCGUACAAUCUAUGGGUGUGAUCCUCAACCUGAGGUGCCGGACGACCUCGUGAUCCGCCACGAAUAUUGUGGCUGGAUAAGCAAACCGCCUUUGCCAAUCGAGGGCUUUGACUACUACGGCGUGACCUUUGAUCAUCUCGUCCCUGCAGACGAUACCAACCCGGAAGUGUUGCAUAUUAACAUAAUAGAACUGGAAGCUAAGGAAGGCCUAUAUGCCAACGGAUUAAACUACGCCAACGAAAACCUCUCAUUUAAGGUUGACCCUUUGAGCUAUUUGGGGGAAAAGGUGCUAGCCGUGCCGAGGUGCUGUCAAAAGCGCAAGGGGACAAAGGAUAGGAAGCGUAUUAACGAGGAGGUGCUUUACCAAGAGAACUGGUUGAAAGAGCGUGCCGCUGAUGAGAAACGUCACACUUCAUCUUCUAAUUAG
Messenger RNA from Pyricularia pennisetigena, 765 nucleotides. RefSeq lists its product as uncharacterized. The coding region runs from base 1 to 765 and encodes 254 amino acids. The transcript has 3 exons. NCBI's taxonomy places the organism in Eukaryota, Fungi, Ascomycota, Sordariomycetes, Magnaporthales, Pyriculariaceae. The record is from RefSeq and is a predicted model, not a curated record.